CAAAUCAAAUCAAACGUCAAUUACACGUGGUUUUACGUUGUUUAGCAAAUUAGCACAAUUUUUGUUGUAUUAUCAUUUACCCGUGUUAAGUAAAACACAAUCAAUAUGAAGAUUAAAAAGCAGCAUCGUAAAAAGAAGUACCUUCACAAACUAAAUCGCAAAAGAAUGCAUCUUAAACAACGUAGUACUGGUCAAGUAAAUUGUCAAACUCUUAAGGAAGCAUGGGACAUGAAAAAGUCGACACUUCGUAAUCUUAAAGAGAUGGGACUUGCAAAUGAUCCUAAUAAAGCUAUCAAAAUUCCAAAUUACAAGCAAGAACAGUUGAAACGGGCUAAAAAGAUUGUCAACCAAGAAGAAUCAUCGGAGUCUGAAGAAGACGUUGAAGUUAAAAUAAUUCCUAAAAAAGAAGUUGUGGAAAGGUUAGAAAAAGAGGCCCGAGCACCAAGGGAACGAAGAUUCAUGUUACCUAAAGGCCAAGUGGAAUACCUAACAUAUUUAUUAGACAAAUAUGGCCAUGAUUAUAAAGCCAUGGCCAGAGACAAGAAAAACUUUUACCAAGAAACCUGGAAGCAGAUUCGGGCUAAAAUAAAAACAUUUAUGGGGAUUCCAAAACAAUAUGGAGAGUAUUUGAAAAGUAGAGGGUUGUUGGACAAAGAGGUUGAUGAGAAGGAAUUGCAAGAACAGGCAAAGGCAUUGGUUAUGGAUGAUUAGUGAAUAUAUUACAUUUGAUUAUAUUAACAUCUUCAGUGUGGCAAUCAACUUGUACAGGGGUACAAUAUGACACACUAACUGUGUUAAACUACUGACUAUUAUUAUUAUAUUAUUUGAUACACUAGCAGCUGAUAGCUGAUGCGUGUAUAUCACUGCACUUGUUGUUCUAUAGUUAAUGUUUAUAUUUUAGUUUUAAAUGUUUAUCAUGUCUGUUUUUGAAACUGUUCACUGAGGGAGCACUUAUCACUGUUUCUGGUAGUUUAUUCCACUCGCGUACGACACGGUUUGAUAGGAAGUUACAGUCUAAAAACUUAUUAUGCACCUGCAGUGCUACCCAGCACCAAAAACUUGCAUUGAACAAAGUCUUACGGCCCAGCCACGACAUUGGUCUAAGCGCGACAGCGGUGAGCGGCAGCCAUACGUGCGAAUGAAAACUCCCAUCGCUGUGUCUCACUCCAAUAUAUGGCUGCCGCUCACCGCUGUCGCGCUAAGACCAAUGUCGUGGCCGAGCCAUUAGUGAUCAUAAUGAAUUUGUAAAUUCUUGAAAUUAUAAAAAUAGUGUCAUUGCAAGUUUGUUUUACAUUUUGUGAAUCUUAAUGUUAAUAAUUGAAACCAAGUACUGCAUCAUUAUUCAUUUAAUUAAAUGAAAUGUUUAAAACGUAAUUUUAAAUAUUAAGACUAGAUUUAAAUGUAAGUUACGUAAAUAAAGUUAUUACAUAGAAAGAA
Molecule: messenger RNA, 1437 nt
Organism: Leguminivora glycinivorella
Lineage: Eukaryota; Metazoa; Arthropoda; Insecta; Lepidoptera; Tortricidae
Product: nucleolar protein 16
Exons: 3
Coding region: 106-711 (201 amino acids)
Biological process (GO): ribosomal large subunit biogenesis
Cellular component (GO): nucleolus
Source: RefSeq, a predicted model, not a curated record